AUGGAGGAAAGAGAAGAGGCUAUGGUUCCAUUUCCGGCAACAGAUGGAGGGGAGCCUACCGUUAGGAUUGCCCAUUUUCUCAAGCCAACCAUGGCUUCAAUAGAGAUCCAUUCUACUGGAUUUUCCAAUUUGGCAAAAAUCGGCAGCAACCCUGAAUAUGUGAAGACGGCAUCACAUGUCAUCUGCCAUGGAUGGAGAGGCCCACAAAAGGGUUGGAAAGACUGGGUUACUAGCUUAAAACCUUUAUAUGGAGAUAUAUGGAGGAAAGUUGGAAUCUUUGAUGCAAUCCUGGCUUCCACUUUUAACGUGAGAUUGAUCUUCUUUCAGAAAGAGUUGCUGGUGAAGCUUGCUGAAAAAUGGGUUCCUGAGACUAACACGUUCAUGUUCUCUUGGGGUGAAGCCACCAUUACGCUGGAAGAUUUAAUGGUUUUGGGUGGUUUCCCUGUUUUAGGUCAACUUGUUAUCGACCCUGUUGAAACUCUAGAAAUGAUUGCCACAGAAGAAAAACUGAAGAAAACCUAUAAAACGGAAAACGGGUCAAACUGCCAGAGAAAGUUGUUGGCUUGA
This is a messenger RNA of Oldenlandia corymbosa var. corymbosa, 567 nucleotides long. Lineage: Eukaryota; Viridiplantae; Streptophyta; Magnoliopsida; Gentianales; Rubiaceae. The record is from the annotation of a GenBank genome assembly.